GCAGUAAGCAAGUGAAAAAUAAAAGAGCGCUGCUUGUCCCUGGAGGACCACAUUACACAGCUCCAGUGACUACUAUCAGGAAGAAAUUGGGGACCUGAUUUGGAGCCCCACCAGCACCGGAUUGCCUCCUUUUAAGAAAUCUCUCUUCUUCCUGAUUCAUAGGGUCGCCGUAAGUCGUAAUCGACUUGAAGUCACAUAACAACAACAAACUUCUUCCUAGGAAGCGGCCCCCGCUUGUCUCUUCCUUUUCUGAUUUUGUUUCCUUGAGUAGACAAGAUGUGCAAAAGGCCAUCGCUGGUGGUGUUUGACCUGGAUUACACCCUGUGGCCCUUUUGGGUCAACACCCAUGUGGAUCCCCCCUUCCAGAAAAGCAGCAAUGGCGCAAUACGAGACCGGAAUGGGCAACCUGUGAAUCUGUACCCCGAGGUGCCGUCUGUGCUGGAGACACUGCAUGCCGAGGGGAUCCCGAUGGCGGCUGCUUCACAGACAGAUGAAGUAUACGGGGCUAAUCAGCUACUGGAGCUCUUUGGCUUGAACUGCUACAUCCGCUAUAAGGAGAUCUACCCAGGCAGCAAAGUCACCCACUUCCAGAGGUUGUCUCAACAGAGCGGGAUUCCCCUUUCCCAGAUGCUUUUCUUUGACGAUGAAAGCCGCAACAUUUGCGAUGUCAGCAAAUUAGGAGUCACGUGUAUCCUCGUCCCCAAUGGCAUGAAUCUGUCCCUCCUAAACCAGGGCCUAGAAGCCUUCGCUCGCUCCUGAGUGUUGCCCGCGGCUGAUGGAUGCCAUACUUCUCCUUCUCUCUCAUCACGUGCGGAGCGUGCUGGAGAGUUUUGACCCUGUGCAAUAAAUCCUACACGUUUCCCUGCCGUGUACCUCUGUUACCUGUGGAUGGCCGGCCUGACCUUGCCUUCUAGGCAUCCCGCCACAUUUCAUUGCACUUCUGUUCCUAACAUCUCAUCCACUGAGCCUCAAGAUGUAAAGCAAAUUCAAGACAACAGCCAGCAUGAACAGAGUCAAAUUUCAGAACUCUUCUUUGGAGAAGGGCCCUAGCUCAGUGGAAGAGUAUCUGUUGUGCACGCAGAAGGUCCCGGGUUCAAACCCUGGCAUCUCCAGGUAGGGAUGGAGAGACCUCACCUCUCUCUUAAACUCUAGAUAGCUGCUGCCAGUCGCUGUAGAUAAUAUUGAGCUAGAUGGGCCAAUAUUCUGCUUUAAUAUAAG
Messenger RNA from Rhineura floridana, 1218 nucleotides. RefSeq names its product magnesium dependent phosphatase 1 (gene MDP1). The record is from RefSeq and is a predicted model, not a curated record. Gene Ontology annotation, molecular function: acid phosphatase activity. The coding region runs from base 277 to 759 and encodes 160 amino acids. NCBI's taxonomy places the organism in Eukaryota, Metazoa, Chordata, Lepidosauria, Squamata, Rhineuridae. The transcript has 6 exons.